This is a messenger RNA of Saccoglossus kowalevskii, 1372 nucleotides long. Its product is annotated as three-prime repair exonuclease 1-like. Lineage: Eukaryota; Metazoa; Hemichordata; Enteropneusta; Harrimaniidae. Gene Ontology annotation, molecular function: 3'-5'-DNA exonuclease activity; nucleic acid binding. The record is from RefSeq and is a predicted model, not a curated record. Gene Ontology annotation, cellular component: cytoplasm. Gene Ontology annotation, biological process: DNA catabolic process.
AUGACGACGAAUGUAGCAGAAAAUUCGUGGUAUAAGAAAGCGAAGGUGCUUGACACUGAUAGUGGCAGUGAAGAAGACGGAGCAUCCACGAAAAACGAUCUUGACCACGACGUUCUGGCAGCGGAGACAUCGGAUAUCAAACCCACGGGUUCUCGCUUCACCCCGACUGAGACGUACGUUUUUAUCGAUCUCGAAGCUACUGGGUUACCUGUCUUAGAUAUUCUCCCCGACAUUACCGAAAUCGCGAUGGUCGCCGUUUCAAGGAAAGUCUUUGAAGAAGGCUCUACUUCGCGUGCCCCACCACGAGCUCUCGACAAACUGGUGAUGUGUGUGCAGCCGAGCAGAGAGGUUAAUCCAGGAGCUCAGAAGAUGACAGGGCUAAGCAAGUCGUUUUUAGAGAAGCACGGCAGAAAACAGAUGGACCAGACUGUAGAAAUGACAGUGCGCUGUUUCCUAGCCAGACAAGCCCAGCCAGUUUGCCUCGUUUCACAUAACGGUAACAGGCUUGACUUUCCCGUUCUGAAAUCGGAGCUGACUAAGGUGGAAAAAAAGCGACUGCUGACAAAUGUCUACAAAGUGGACAGUCUGAUGUUUUUCCAGACUCAUCUCACUCAAAGGAAGCACGCCUUCGCGCUGCUCUGCUCUCAAUUUCUCGGACAAGAGACGUCACAUGAUGCCGAAGGAGAUUCUGUUGGUCUGCUGCAACUGUUAUCCGAUCGCUACCCCGAUUUGCGGAUAAAUUUCUCAAAUGGUCCGAUUCCACUAAAACCUUAUUUUGAAUAGACGAACCGCAAUGAGACGUCGAUCUUUUGUUGUCUGAAUUCACCUUUUGACUCUCAGUCAUAAGUCCGUCUUGUAUGUAAAGUCUCACGUUCCCAUCAAUGCUUCAGUGAUUACUUUUGUUACAUGAUUUAUAGAUAGGGGUCAUCACCUGCGCAUGCGACAGAUGGCAUAGCGUGUCAUUGUUUAUAAGGUCUCAUGCCACUAAUUAACCAAUGGCUGCUCGUAGCCAUUUUGUUAGAAAAUGUCAUUUCCAAUUCAGUGUGAUCAAUUCAGUGUGAUCAACAGAUGUGCUGAUGUGGUUUUUUGUCUUAUUUUCACAUUAUGGCAGACAAACUUAACAAUUUGUAGUGCGGUCAUUUCUAAUGUACCCUAUUCAAAGUUUAAUGAGGUCAAAAUCCCAAAUAUUUAAAUAAAUUCUCAAAAUUGUGUUGUGUAUCUUGUCACUGACAAGAGAUUUGCAUACUGUCAGUAUAUUAGCCAAGUAUUACAACUCUUUCAAUUUCACAAUUAUUGCUCUUUUCUCAGAAUUUUUGUGAAUAGUUAGCUAAUUAAUCCCAUCUUGAGUUUAUUAUUAAACAGUGCAUGUAAC